Oppia nitens is the source of this 511-nucleotide messenger RNA. RefSeq lists its product as uncharacterized. Lineage: Eukaryota; Metazoa; Arthropoda; Arachnida; Sarcoptiformes; Oppiidae. Gene Ontology annotation, biological process: peptidoglycan catabolic process; cell wall macromolecule catabolic process. The coding region runs from base 104 to 490 and encodes 128 amino acids. The transcript has 3 exons. Gene Ontology annotation, molecular function: lysozyme activity. The record is from RefSeq and is a predicted model, not a curated record.
AUUUAGCUUGGUAAUAAUAAUUAUAGUAUUAAUUCACCAAGCUAAUUGUGGUAGACGCAUCAAUCAAGCUGGCCUGCAAUUGAUUAAACUAUCCGAGGGGUUUAUGCCCAAUUAUUACUAUGAUCAAAUUGGUCUGAAAACAAUAGGCUAUGGACACGCUUGCAAAUGGCAAGGGUGUGGCCAUAUUAGACCGCCCCUAACCGAGCACCAGGCUACCAAAUUGUUGAUAACUGAUCUGGUUCAAUUUGAAAAAUGUGUCAAACAAUUGGCACCUGGACUCAACGAUAAUCAGUUUGCAGCCUGUGUAGACUUUGCCUUCAAUAUGGGUUGCGGUGCAUUCACCGGGUCGUCAGUGUUGGCCAAUAUCCGGGSCSGACGYUGGCAACAGGCGGCCGACUCGUUUCGCCAGUAUAACCGGGCCGGCGGWCGGGUAAUUGCCGGACUAACUGUCCGCCGGGAAAGGGAUCGUCAAUUGUUUUUGMGACGUUAACACYACCCCUCACCCCCACCC